Messenger RNA from Hippocampus zosterae (dwarf seahorse), 1570 nucleotides. It is a transcript of the gene rtn2b, whose product is annotated as reticulon 2b. The record is from RefSeq and is a predicted model, not a curated record. Bases 569 to 1207 code for a protein of 212 amino acids. The transcript has 7 exons. Lineage: Eukaryota; Metazoa; Chordata; Actinopteri; Syngnathiformes; Syngnathidae.
UUCAUUGUAUUUGUGUUAUUACUCUGUUGCUAUAAAAUACAAAAGUGCAAAGUGCUACUUUCCUUAUUAAAAAUGUGUUUUGGGGAUGCUGGCGUCGAUUUGUGGCAUUUCCAUUCAUUUCAAUGGGGGAAAGAAAAACAUCUCCACUGUGAGGUGUGUCUGUGUUUUCUGAUUUGUCGAGCUGGCUCUCAUUUUACAAUUCUGGUUCAAGUUCUGUUCCAGAUUCGAGGUUAAGUAGCUAUCCAGCUGCAGGAAAGAUGACUUUACAAAUGUCUUUCAUAGUGACGACAGAUGAAUGUUGUCCGUGCCGGGCCUCCAGUAGGCCACCAACGAGCUCGGGGGCACAGGAGUGUCUGAAAGCUGAGGGAUGAGUACGUGGUGAUGUCUCAAGUUGCCAAUUUGUGUGAGCGCUCGCGCGCAUGUGUAUCCAAAGUAGGGCCAUCCAAUACGGGAUAAAAUUAGGCCACGGCGUCCUUAUAUUGCUGACAGAGCGGUGGUGGCCAAAAAAAGCCUGCGGCGGUGCAAAGCCAACAAGAGGGAAAGAGAGGAGAGCAGGACCGCCGCCGACAUGGCCAGCAAAUUGAUGGACCUGGUUUACUGGAAGAGCACGAGCAGGACCGCAGUGGUGUUCACGGGCUUGGUGGUCUGUCUGGCCAGUCUGUUCCAGCUGAGCGCCAUCACUGUCCUCUCUCAUAUUUGUUUGGGCGUCAUGUGCGUCACCUUCCCGCUGCGCCUCUUCUACAAGCUGCUGGAGCUGCUGCGCUGGAACCCUGGGCUGCAUCCUUUCCAGUCAUAUCUGGACUAUGACAGUUCACUGACAGACAAGGGGACGGUGAUGCUAGUGGAAGAGGUGGUGCUUCUAAUAGCGUUCGCCGUCACAGAGCUCAAGCGUCUUCUUUUCAUUGACAACGUUUUUGAUUCACUCAAGUUUGUUUUGCUGCUGUACCUGCUGACCUAUGUCGGCGUUCUCACUGCUGGACUGACUCUGGUCAUAACUGCUGUCAUUGCUCUUUUUUCCUUUCCUCUGCUCUACAAAAAACAGCAGGUGAGGAUAAGGAGGAUUGUCAGAACUUGCAAAGCUUUUGAGAAGAAAAUUAACACUUGGUGCCACGCGGUGCAUGAUGCAGUCAAGUCGGCUCGUGCGCCAGGUGCCACCUCGAAACCCGCCCCCACGCCAACCUCCAAACAGAAAGUGAAUGCAAAGUAAAGAGCGCACGCGAGAUGUUUCGAUUUGACAAAAUGACCGUGGCGCUGGUAGUGACGCAUCCUCCGUAAGUCCACCGUGACGUCGGUUUUAAAGCACCGUCUAAUCGAUGUUGACAGCUGAAACAAAGCUGCUAUUCAUUAGGAGGGAAUGUGUGAUGAGAGAAGAAUUUUAUUCAGCAAGAUACUUUGUGUGGGAAAACUGAUUCACACAUCCACUUCAGUCAGGGACAGCAUGCAUUUUUAGUGGUAACAGGUCUAUUUUUACAUUACCACAAGCACUGUGUUCCUGUCGAGAUGCAAAAUUAAGCUUUUUUUUAUCUACGGAUAUAAUUUUAGUAAAACUGACAUGAACCUCACCUGCCAC